GAAGGGUGCUGUGUGUGUACGUAUUGUAGCAAGCACCGAUCAUCAUACGGCAACACAAUAUUUAUAUAUAUUUCCCGGAGCUUAUAAAAUUUUGCUUUUCCGUUGAAGUGGAGUGUCGUUUUCGUUUACACACAUUUGGAAGUGAAUAGUGAAUAGUGUAAAUUCAAACAUACAAAAACCGUAAAUUAUCAGCAUCCAAAUCUAAAUUCAUAUGGAAAUUAAUUGAACACAGUACCAGCCAUUCAUUUACAACAAAACAUAAUACGCGAUACAUAUAUAUACGAAUAUAAGCGAUACGAGACUCCGCAUAUCUAUGCUAUUAUCCACCGGUACACACAUUGAGAGAACACACUAUAAUUUCAAGCGCUGAAAACGCUCCAAAAAACGUUAACGGUAUUAAUAGAAGGAUUUAUCUAACUCUUCACAUUUUGCGAGAGCAUAACAAAAGAAAAAAUUAAUUAAAAUUGUUGGUUCAUCAAAAUGCAAUUAAUUGUAAGCAGUUUGGUGGUUUUGUUAGCAACGAUACCUAUGGAAACAAUUUCAAUUAAACUAAACAAUGAAAAGAAAGCGAUAAAUCGUAUCGCUACACAUCAUCCGAUGGACCAGAUAAAACAACAGCCAGACGAGGAACAACAGAACGAACAACAACAACCGAUGCAAAAGAAUAAUCAGCAGCAGCAAGGAGAAAAAAAAUUCGAGGAUUAUCAGCAUUUAAAAGAAUUACGAGGUUCUUGUCAAACAACAGAAGACUGCCGUAUAGAUGCUUACGUGUGCCGAGACGGAAGAUGCCAGUGUGCUUCGUAUUAUCGACCGGAUGCCAGCAAUACAACUUGCAUUGCAGCCAUUGGGAAAAGAUGUAUGUACGAUAGUCACUGCAUCACGAAGGCAUAUUGCAAAGGACAAACGAUUUGUACGUGCAAAACAGAGUAUCCAAUUGUAUCAGAUGAUAAGUGGGCAUGCGAAGAUGACAGCUCGGUUGGUUCAAGGAUUUAUCUGGAAAUGGAAAAUGUCAUUUGUAUUGUGGUUGCUGUUGUUGCAUCCAUUUAUUGUUGUGGUGCUUUGUGAAUUUGAAGAGGAUAAAAAGAGAAAGAAAAAUUUCAAUAAAAUUUACAAAAACAAUUUUCUAUAAGUUUAGUUAUUUGUUUUGUUCCGACUCGUACGUACUGAGGUUGUGGGUGGGAUGUGAGAGGAGUGUGAUGGAUUUUUUUUUUGGUUUGUUUAAAUUUAAUAAACAAAAAGAUUUUGAUUGCCCGAAUUUCAGAUGUUUGGAGAGAAUUCUUGUUGCGAAAAAGCAUGGCACUACUUAGCAUGAACACUCUUAUCUACAACGUCAAAAAGCCUCUAAAUUUUCAUGCGUGUACGAUUGCGUGUUGUGUGUUUUUAUGCACACAAACAAAUCAUGACUCCUACCUUUACGAGAAAAUGCAAGGUCUUUUUUGAUUGCAUAAGCCUCCGAAUAUUCCUUACGUUCAUGCUAGAAGCAGAGCUGUGAAAAAAGACAAACGAAAAACUAAAGCUGUACACUUGGAUAGGUCACAUGUUAUACGAUAAACGGGACCUUUUCCAUACUAAAUAUUCACCACGCCAUAAAAAUUCAAUUUUGGCGAAUUCCUUUGCCAGGAAAAAGUGAGUUUUCGAAUAUCUAAUAAAAUGGCGACACGCGUGACGUCCCCAACGUUUACAGUCCUGUAAAGAAUUCGGGACAACUUGUCAAAAUAAAACGAUGUACAUUUCAACAGCUGACACUUAGAUGAACAACAAAUUGGUUUUCUUCAAUUUUCUCUUUUUUAACAUUCUCGACUCUAUUCGAGAGCCAGAUAAUAGUACCAGGGAUAAUAGUACUCGGGCUGCAGUUUCGGAUACUUUUACUCACGUGAUACGAGAUAUCAAAUAAUUUCCCGUGUGCGGGAUGCUAUUUUACUUUACGAGCGAGGAAAAGGGUUUCCUCUAGGGAAUAGCAUGUUACCUCCCUAAGUAUAUAUGUGAAUUAUCUAUUAGUCAAAAAUAUUGCUGCACAACAUUUAAAUCAACAUUACAAUACGAACAAAACUGAAGACUUCAGGAGGUAGAGUCAAUACGGAUGAUACCCUGGUUUCAAACAAAACUAUCACCUUUCGCCGCGAAUUAUUUCGUUAAAAAAAUCAAUUAUAGACACGAUAUGUUACCCAAAGUACACAAACACUAAAAAGUAAGCAAAUCCCUCAGCGGGUCACAAGAAAUACGAGACCCGAAGGUGACCAAAUCGGCAACUAAAAACGCAUGUUAUAUCUCGAGUUUCAUCAUGUUCAUCAAAUUUAUAUUUAUUUGCUGCCGACUUCGUCAGUAUUGAUAAAAUUACCGCCCGUGUUACAUAAUAUAAAUUUACCACAUUUUUCAAUGUCUAUUCACACUGCAACAACAGUCGUACGAGUUUGCUUAUUAUUAUUUUUUAUUUUGUAUUUGCUGAGAAGCAAUACAAAUGGCGAAAACAGACGAUCAAUCUUGAGUUGCUGGGGACGACAAUUGUGCUGCGCUUUCCACUGUAAAUCCGAUUUGUAGAAUACGUUAAACAAUGGAAAACGCUGCAUAAUUGUCGAUCUGAACAACACAAUGCAUUGUGAAAACAUUGCUAUUCAAUGCUAGCUAGAUAUUACCAAGGUAGAUAUAGUGGCCAGGUCCGAAACAGAUUCGUGGCAGCACGAAAGGUCGAGACUUAAAACAUAUCUUCCUUUCAUAAAAAAAAAAAAAAACAAAAAAUGCAUAAAAAUGUUGGGUCGUGUGCCUUGGAAACUAAUCUUCUUGGCCUUCUGAAUGAUAUUUCCCCCACACUAUAUCUACCCUUACAAGCAUAAAUGAAAAUAUGAAAAUGCAAAGUUAAGAUCGUUAAGAUUAUGUCGAAAGUUAUUUGGGUUUCAAACUCUCAAUGCUUAAUUCAAUCGUUUGUUAGUAUUUACUUAAUUGUGUAGAAAAGUUGAUAAAAAGAUGUGUGUCCACAAACGAGAUGCAAUCGUAAUUUUUGCUUUGCUUUUACUUUUUACCCUUUUUACCUAAAUAUAGUUUCGAAAUUUAAAAAAAUGUUAUAACAACCACAUGUCGUAUAUGAUCAUAUUUUAUCGCACACGAUGCCUUGUUAUGGCGAAAAAAUAUACCUUCAUGCGACAUUUGGAUCUCAUUUGGAUGAAAUGCUAUUACACAACGAGAUCUCUGGUUAGUAAUAAAUCUUUGCAUGAAAAUCAAUUUUAUUCGCAUUGUUGGUUUUUAAUUUUGAUGU
Molecule: messenger RNA, 3250 nt
Organism: Bradysia coprophila
Lineage: Eukaryota; Metazoa; Arthropoda; Insecta; Diptera; Sciaridae
Source: RefSeq, a predicted model, not a curated record